GCAAAUGAUAGGAACCUUAAGCGAGACUCUAAAACUACAACGUUUGGGAAACUUAAUCGUAGUAUGUCAAUAUGCGUAGCGGUAUUGGAUGAUUUCAACGAGAGAACAUCAGGUAUUAGGUUUACUUUCCCAGGUACUAUUACGUAGCAGUAGACUUGAUAGACAAUUUCCCCCUUGAUAGUUACGGUUUCCAAUCAAAGUGAGCGUAGAAAGUUGAAAGGAGACAGACAAUUUAAUAUAUCGCUGUCAAAUAAAUCUCGAACUUUAUGAGUGUACCUGCGAAAGCUUCAAAAGAAAAACGCAUCGAAUCGAUAGGCAUACAGAAUACCAUAGUGCAGAUUUAUCACUGUAUAUUGAAAUAGGAUUAUUCAGUGCUCACUACAGAAAAAUUCAAAAUGUUUCUGGUGCAGAAUCAGUUUUAUGUUAAUUCCACAAAUCAUGGCGACUCCGAACUACAUUUAGGAGCGGAAUUAGGAAACCGUAUUGUGAUAGUCGCAUCGACAUUAUUCGUGCUUUCCCUGGUUGCUAACCUAGUUUCAAUGCUUGUGAUAAAAUGUGAGAUUGGAACAACAAGAUGCCAGAAUCUGUUGUAUCUAAACGUAUGUAUAACACUGAUAUUGACAUCUGUGUCAUAUUAUUCCAACAUUAUAGUCACCAUUUAUUCCAACUCUAACAUUGAGCAAAUGGCAAAAAAUGAAUCGGGUCAGCUAACAAAGGAGGCGUUAGACCGUUUGAUUCUAAUAGCGUCGACAACCAAAAUUGCUUGCCAUUCGUGUUUUGCGCUAUUUGGAUGCGCCACUGCAUUAGUGUUAGUUGGAUUCAGUAUUCUACAAUUUAUGGUGUUGGCUGAUCAAAACAGACGACCAGGCAACCGACGAAGUAAACGCCGCGUUGAUGAGCGUUCCGUCAGAGUUCACGACAAUGUCGUUUAUCUUCGUCGACGCAAAAGUAGCGUUGCGUUUUUUCGUUUACGUGCCAAUGUUCAAGGAUAUCUCGUAUUAGCAUGGAUAACGUCCUAUAUGUUAGGUAUACCUAAUCUAUGUCAUCUUCAUGUAUACGACGUAAAUAUAUACGUGGACUGGUGCAUGACGUGGGAUUACGUAUGGUUUAUAUUUACACUGGUGUUGUCAUUAGUGACGUUACUUCUUUACGUCGUGUCGUAUUUACGUUACUACCGAUGUUGUUCAACUCCACGCUACGUGAACAAAAAUGACGGUUUCCAGAGACUUAAAACGUUAGUGUUUAUGUUCCUGACGUUUGACGUAACACUGGUACCCUAUAUGGUAAUGAGAUAUAACGUGAAUUCAAUUAUUUCAACGAACUUGUUGACGCAAGGGGUUCCCAUGGAUAUCUCAUUGUAUACGCCUUUAGUUGGAACACUGUUAUUACCCAUCAUCUAUUCACUAAGGACAAAGGAUAUAAAAAUUGGAUUUGGAAAAUGCUAUAAAAAACUUUCUAUUUAUAAUCCCUCGACGAAUGGUGUUCCCUCAAGUGUCCCAGAAAAUUCAAGUAGUAGCAAUUUGAAUUUGGCGAUUCCUGGUUGUGAGAAUCACGAUAACGAAGACAGUAGCACAUCAAACAAGGAGGCCGUAACAGUCCUGCUUUAGUGGGCCAUUGGGCCAAUUUAGGAAACAAUAGUCAUAUAUAAUAUACAUGGCGUGCCAAAAACGUGUCCACUUUAGGAAUAUAUAGUUGUAUAAUUGAUUCCUGCAUAUCCUGUCAAAGGUUUAUGGAAAUCAUCAUGCAGUUUCGAUAAUGUUUUGUAGAAAUAGAAAAUGUGGACGUUUUUGGCCCACCCUGUCAAUUGUAGUCUUGACAAGCAACAAGCAAACAAACACCAUUAAUACAUUAUCCCGACACCUAGGGCCUUUACAAAUACUCUUCCAGGAUUGUUUUUCUGAAAAACUGUACCAUUCCAAAAAUGAAAUUACCUUGCAUAGAAUGUGGCUUGUAUGCUAAGUAAUAUAUGGAAUUUUAUAAAUGAC
This is a messenger RNA of Owenia fusiformis, 1985 nucleotides long. NCBI's taxonomy places the organism in Eukaryota, Metazoa, Annelida, Polychaeta, Sabellida, Oweniidae. The record is from the annotation of a GenBank genome assembly.